GAAGAUAUUGGGUCGGUUGACGCAACAUCACUGUCUUCCAAAAAAAACAAAGCAUGUGUUUCGUCAUUCUUCCUCCUCCGUGUGUUUUGAUUGAAGACUUGGAAGUGAGUCGUCUGUAUGAAGAACAAGGAAUGGAGACUGGGUUUACGGCAGGAAGAUUCUUUGCCGAAAGAGAGAAGAAACCGCGCAUUAAUUCAUAGCUACGGUUUUUGGUCAAUGGAGUUUAAAAAAAUAGAUGCAGGGUGGCGGUGGUGGUGGUUCCAUCCAAUUUCUAGGUCUCAUCUCAUCAGGUUAAGGGAUUCAACGUGAAUGUUACUGUUUCAAUUAUAUUAUUGGUUACUUUGGUAUUAUUUAAUAAUAUUAAUAUUAAGACAUAAAUUAUAUUAUACCACUGCUGAUUAGUUCAGAUAUUUUAUUUAAUCUUUGGCUUAUCAAUGCAUUGUAGUUGUUAAAACUCUUGUCCUCAGCUUUCAAUGGGAUAACGAUAUUUUCUAGAAAGAGUAGGGUAGGAAGCUGCUUGAAGGCUAAGCAUCAUGUGCUUGGUCAGUCAAUGGGGGGCAAAGUCAAUGGAUGGGGUGGGGGGAGAGGGGCUAACUCGGAAAUUCUGAGCUUCCACUUGACGGAAGAAUCAAUUCUUCCUUAUCUUGGGUAUUUAUCACCAUUUACAAAUCAAGAGAACAUUGAGUUUUUCCAUACCAACAUUGAGUUUUUCAUACCACUCUGUUCUCUUGUCUUCAACUUUAGAUUGAAAUUAUACAAUUUCAAGUUAGUUUUCGGGUUUUGGUGGCGUGGUGGGUUUUGUUGUAAAGAGUCUAGAAUGGAUCUUUUUGCCGGGGGUGCUGUAGGAACAUUGUUCACUGUGCUGUAUGAAGUUGUUAAGGAUGUGAAGGACAAGACCACGAUUUUUAAAUCCCUCCUCGGAGAUCUCAAAUCCACGCUAGAUUCUUUGAAACCGCUGAUGGAAGAUAUAGAAAAGUAUAACAAUUUGAUGGAUCGUCCAAAGGAGGAACUAGAAAAUUUCAAGGAAAAAAUGAAGAAUGGUGCUGUGCUUGUUCGCAAGUGCUCCACCGUUAGCCCGUGGAAUACCUACAAGAAGUAUAAGUAUGCCAAAAAGCUUCUUGAUUUGGACCAAUGUCUGAAUAGACUGUUAACCAUACUGAACGUUGGGGGAGUAAGGGAUGGGAAGGAGACCUUGUAUAGGGUAAUGAACAUUGAAGAGAAAAUUGAUAAAUUGCAAAUAAAAGAAGAGGUUGUGUUGCCAAAACAAUUGGACAUUAAAGCUUGGUGUGCAGUACCUGAACUUCCACCUGUUACUGUCGGAUUGGACGAGCCUUUGAGGGAUUUGAAGAAAAAGCUUCUUAAGGACGAUGUGUCAAUGCUUGUGCUGACUGCUCAUGGAGGAUCCGGGAAAACCACAUUGGCAACAAAGUUCUGUCGUGAUAAGGAAGUCAAAGAUAAAUUCAACAACAGUAUCUACUUUGUCAUUGUUUCGAAAAAGCCCAACUUAGACGUUGUAGAAGAAGUAUAUCAAAGCAUGAAUUCAGAGGAUGCAAGACAAAAUCCUCUGUUGUUGGUCUUGGAUGAUGUUUGGUUAGGAUCCGAAUCUCUUCUUCAGAAAUUUGAUGAAUUGAAAAGGCCAAAUGACAAGAUUUUGGUGACAUCAAGAUCUGAGUUUCCAGGAUUUGGUACUCCGUAUUUUCUACAAUCAUUGAAUGAUAAAGAUUCAAUGACUCUUUUUCAUCAUUCAGCAUCUCUGGAAAACAGGAGCUCUAGUGUUCCAGAAGAUCUUCUGAGAAAGAUAGUAGAGCGCUGUAACGGAUUUCCGCUUGCCAUUACAGUGACCGGAAACUCACUUCGCGGACGAGCUAUAGAGUUCUGGCGUAAAAGACUCAGAGACUGGUCUAAAAGUUCUAUUCUUGAUAUUGAGACUGUGUUGCUUCUUCGCCUUCAAAGUAGCAUAGAUGCCUUGGAUGAAGAAGAUGCUAUCAUCAAAGAAUGUUUCAUGGACCUUGGUUCAUUUCCUGAAGACCAAAGAAUCCCUGCUGCUGCCGUCAUUGAUAUGUGGGCAGAGUUAUAUGAGCUAGAUGAAGACUUUCUGUCUAUUGCAAACCUCCGCGAGCUCACCACUAGAAGUCUGGCAAAUCUUGUGAUCACCAGGAAGGAGAAUAUGGAGAUGGUGGAUGACUACUACGUUGAACACUUCGUUACCCAGCAUGAUAUACUUAGAGAGCUGGCUGUCUAUAACGCGAAACUAGACCCAAUAGAACAGAGAAAAAGACUGAUUGUAGACAUAAGUGGAGACAAUGAACCCAAGUGGUUGACAGAACAGAAGUCUCAACCCAUCAAGGCUCGCCUCUUAUCUAUCUCCUCUGAUGGAGUGUUUUCAACAAAAUGGCAGAGCAUUCAACUACCAGAGGUUGAGGUCCUAGUUUUGAAUAUUCAGACAAAGAACUAUGCCUUGCCUCAAUUUGUGGAGAAAAUUGACAAAUUGAAAGUUCUAAUAGUCACAAAUUACGGUUCAUUACCUGCUGAAUUGAGUAAUUUUGAGCUACUGGGUUCAUUAUCAAAUCUGAAGAGAAUCAGAUUGGAGCGCAUUUCGAUUCCUUCCAUAACCAAGAACCCCAUAAAAUUUCGGAGUCUAAAGAAAAUAUCUUUAUUCAUGUGUAACAUCGGUCAAGCUUUGAGCAAUUGUUCAGUCAAAAUUUCGGAUGCAUUCCCAAAUUUAGAGGAAAUGAAUAUUGACUAUUGCCAUGAUUUGGUGGAAUUGCCAAACGAGGUCUGUGAUCUUAUUCAUUUAAAGAAGCUCAGCAUCACCAACUGCCAUAAUCUACAUGCCUUGCCUGAACGGAUUGGGAAGCUGGCCAAUUUACAAGCGUUGAGGCUAAGGUCCUGUACAGACUUGGUAAAACUUCCAGGCUCGAUAAAGAACCUUAAAAAGUUAGACUUUCUUGACAUAUCUGAUUGCUUCAGCAUUAGGGAGUUGCCUGAAGACAUUGGUGAAAUAAGCAAUUUAAGAAAUAUCAACAUGAGACAGUGCUCAAGAUUGCAAGAGUUGCCUCUAUCCGUUUUUUAUCUCGAGCAGUUAAAGGAAGUGAUAUGUGAUGAAGAGACAGGAAGUCUGUGGGAGCCCUUCUUGAACCGUCUCAGAAGCACACGCAUAAUGGUGGCCAAAGAAUAUCAACCUGAAUUGGCUCCACUAGCUUCAAUUUUGAGACCUGUCUUUUUCUUACAGAAUGUUGGAGGAUCAACAAUGGGAGGAGCAGGGGAGCUUAUUGGAGGGGCUGUUCUAGGAACACUAUUUAGUGAGCUGUAUGAAGGCCUUGAGAAGCUGAUCAUCAAGAAUUUCAAAUAUAAAGACAUCCUCAACGACUUCAAGUCAAGGUUAGACUCUUUAAAGCCAGUGAUCGACCAGAUAGAAGAAUACAACACGGCAAUGGAUCGCCCAGAGCAGGAACUGAAAGACCUAAAAGAAGUGAUGAAGAAGGGGAUAGAGCUCGUCGGCAAGUGCUUUGAGGUUCGUGAGUGGCACAUCUACAAAAAGUACAAAUAUGCCAACAAACUUCUUCAGUUGGAUAAAUCUCUCCAAGCACUUCUACAGGGACUGCAUGUGCAGGGCAUAAGGGAUGUGAAGGAGAGCUCGGUUUCGGUGAGGAACAUAGAGAAGGUGGUCAGCCGAAUUGAAUCAAGUUUGGUGUUACAAAAUCAAGCUGAGACUGAAGUUUGGGGUGCAGCACCUGAACUUCCGGCGCUUGUAGUUGGGUUGGAUUUUCCUUUGAAGGAGUUGAAGAGGAAGCUUCUUAAUCUUAAAGAUGGGGUGUCAAUGCUUGUUCUGACUGCUCCUGGAGGAUGUGGCAAGACCACUUUGGCAACAACAUUUUGUCAAGAUCAGGAAGUCGAAGAUAUAUUCAGGGACAAUAUCUUCUUUGUCACGGUUUCGAAAAACCCCAACUUGGAAUAUAUUGUACAAGAACUUCUUCAACGGACGGGUUCCACGCCACCUACUCUCGGAAACGAGGCAAGUACAGUAAAGUGGCUGCACCAUUUUCUCAAGGAACGAGGACAAAAUCCUUUACUGUUGGUCCUGGAUGAUGUUUGGUCUGGAUCAGAAUCCCUUCUGGAGAAGUUUGAUCAAGUUAAAAUGCCAAAUUAUAAGCUUUUGGUGACAUCAAGGUCUGAAUUUCCGAGAUUUGGCUCUUCAUAUCAUUUACAGUCAUUGGAUUAUGACAAUGCAAUGAAACUUUUUCAUCAUUAUGCAUCUUUGGGAGAUAAGAGCUCUCAUAUUCCACAAGAUCUUUCAAGACAGAUAGUAGAGCGUUGUAAGGGAUUUCCACUUGCCAUUAAAGUGCUUGGGGGAUCACUUUGCGCACAGCCUAUAGAGAUCUGGACACAGAGACUAAUUGAAUGGUCCAGAGGUUCUACUGUUCAUGAUUCAGAUGCUGAGUUGCUUCUUUGUCUCCAAAGCAGCUUCGAAGCAUUGGAUAAAGAAAUGGCUAUUAUUAAGGAAUGUUUCUUAGACCUGGGUUUGUUUCCCGAAGACCAAAGAAUCCCUGCUGCUGCCCUCAUUGAUAUAUGGACAGAGUUAUAUGAUCUAGAUGAAGAUGCAGAGUGCAUUGCAAACCUCUACAAGCUCUCCUAUCGAAGUCUCGCUAAUCUUGUAGUCGCAAGGAAGGAAAAGGUGGAGAAGGUGGAGAAGGUGGAGAAGGAGGAGAAGAAGGAGAAGGUGGAGAAGAAGGAGGGGAAUCAGUACUACAGUGAACACUUUGUUACCCAACAUGAUAUUCUUAGAGAGCUGGCUAUCUACUACUCAAAACAAGAACCAGUAGAACAGAGAACAAGGCUGAUUAUUGACAUAUGUGGUAACAAACUUCCCAGGUGGUGGAGAGAACAGAAGCAUCAACUGAUGAAGGCCCGCCUAUUAUCUAUCUCAACAACUGACGGACUGUUUCCAAAAAAAGUGCACAACAUGCAAGUACCAGACAUUGAGGUUCUAGUCUUGAAUUUCCGGACAAACAACUAUGCCUUACCCGAAUCUGUGGAGAACAUGGAUAAAUUGAAGGCUUUAAUAGUCACAAAUUAUGGUUUCUUACCUGCUGAGUUAAGCAACUUUCAACUUCUGAGUUUGAUAUCGAAUUUAAAGAGAAUCAGAUUAGAACGCAUCUCAGUUCUUUCCAUAACCAAGAACCCCAUAGAAUUGAAGAGUCUGCAGACGAUAUCCUUGUUCAUGUGUAAUAUCGGUCAAGCUUUCAGCAACUGCUCCAUCCCAAUCUCAUCAGCAUUCCCGAAUCUAGAGGAAAUGAACAUUGACUAUUGCGAUGAUCUGGUGGAAUUGCCUGCCGACCUCUGUGAUCUUAUUCGACUAAAGAAGCUCAGCAUCACUAACUGUCAUAAGCUAUCUGCCUUGCCUGAAGAGAUUGGGAAGCUGGUCAACUUAGAAGUGUUGAGGCUAAGGUGCUGCACAGACUUGGUAAAACUUCCUGGCUCCAUUAAGUACCUCACUAGGUUACACUUUCUUGACAUAUAUAAAUGUUUCAGCAUUAAGGAAUUGCCUGAAAAGAUUGGUGAAUUGAGUGGUUUAGAAACAAUCAACAUGGGACAAUGCUCAAGAUUGCAAGAGUUGCCUGUAUCAGUUUUGAAUCUUGGGAAGUUACAAGAAGUGAUAUGCGAUGAAGAGACAGAAAUAUUAUGGGGGGAACCUUUCAAAUCCCAUCUCACAAAGAUAAAGAUAUCGGUGAAAAGUAGACUACACCCUGAAUUGGCUCCACAAUCUUUGAGAGCUGACUGUCCUUAAUAAACGUAUGUUGGGGCAAUGUCUGUGUGAUUUGUGUUUCAAUUUUUCAUUUUCCUAGUUUUCUUCUCUUUAAUUUCUUAUGAGGAAAGACAGAGGAGGGUAGGGGCUACCCUUCCUUGUGCGAAAGAAGUAUACAGUAAAGAAGACAAUAGUCUACCAUUCUUCUUGGAAAAAAUUAAAAGCUGUAAACUCCAAUUUAGUCGCAAUGCUAAAAUAUUAAUUGAAUCCACCUAA
Molecule: messenger RNA, 6022 nt
Organism: Prunus avium (sweet cherry)
Lineage: Eukaryota; Viridiplantae; Streptophyta; Magnoliopsida; Rosales; Rosaceae
Product: putative disease resistance protein At5g66900
Molecular function (GO): ADP binding
Source: RefSeq, a predicted model, not a curated record